This is a messenger RNA of Leguminivora glycinivorella, 834 nucleotides long. Its product is annotated as nucleolysin TIAR. The transcript is spliced from 6 exons. Gene Ontology annotation, molecular function: RNA binding. The record is from RefSeq and is a predicted model, not a curated record. Lineage: Eukaryota; Metazoa; Arthropoda; Insecta; Lepidoptera; Tortricidae. Bases 16 to 795 code for a protein of 259 amino acids.
UCCGCAAUCACGGCGAUGAACGGCCAGUGGCUCGGCUCCCGGUCCAUCCGAACCAACUGGGCUACCCGCAAACCUCCAGCGCCUAAGAACGAACUGAACUCCAAGCCCCUGACCUUCGACGAGGUGUACAACCAGAGCUCCCCCACCAACUGUACCGUGUACUGCGGCGGCCUGGCCGCAGGACUCACGGAGGAACUGCUGCAGAAGACCUUCCAGCCAUUCGGCUCCAUCCAGGAGAUAAGGGUGUUCAAGGAUAAGGGAUAUGCCUUCAUCAGGUUCUCGACAAAAGAGAGCGCAACGCACGCGAUCGUGGCAGUCCACAACACUGAUGUGAACGGUCAACCCGUUAAGUGUUCCUGGGGGAAGGAGUCAGGAGAUCCUAACAACGCCCAGACGCCUGGACAGCUCGGAGGUACAGCCUACAGUCCCUUCAGUGCGGCGUACACCGGCGGUGUCCCACCCGCCUCUUAUUGGUACAACACGUACCCGCAACAACUGGGGGGGUUCCUGCAAGGCGUGCAAGGCGUGCAAGGCGUGCAAGGCGUGCAGGGGUACUCUUACGGGCAGUUUGGGUACCAGCAGCAGUAUAUGGGAAUGGGCGGCGUGCAACUGCCGUGGGCGCUUGGCGGCGGCGGCGUCGGCGGCGUUAGCGUCGGCGGCGUCGGCGGCGUCGGCGGCGUGGGCGGCGUCGCGGCGAUGUCGCAACCGCCGCAGGUGCUGCACUACCCUGUGCAGCACUUUCAGGUGCAGCCAAUCAGUGAGGAUGAAUGGCUGGCACCGAGCCUGCUGGUGUGAGGGCGCGAGUGCUGCUGUCGCGCCGACUGCGUUUAACCC